ACGUCAGUUAUUACAAGUUCACGAUAGGAAGAGCAUAGAUAAUUCACUUGGUACGUAUUUUUCUAUCACAAUUGAAAAAUAUUAAUUUUUUAAGUGUCUUUAUAAACAUACUCUACAUCGAUAAUCAUAAAUACUUAUAGUACAUAAUGAAGAAUCAUGAUGGUUAUCCAAAUAUUUUUCUGUUUUCGGGAAAUGAAAUUUCGUGAUUUUAAUGAGAGUAAAUUUCACUGGUGUAUCGGUUUCUUACAAUUUUACUUUAUUACUAUUAGACAUAUCUCUCGAUUUCAUUGCGUGAUUAUAAGAUGGAAGAGAAAAUGGAAGUUGAAAAUAUACAAGAAAGGGAAGAAUUUCAGAUACAGACUCCAAGAAAGCGAUUUUAUAAAUGUAAGAAAUGUGGACACAAGUCUGCUAUCAUCACCAUGAAUUAUUAUAAAAAGCAGGCAACAGUCACCUGCAUCUUUACACAUUGUGGCGGAAAAUUUUAUUAUUCGAUUAAAGCUGAGGAUAAGUUUGUAGAUGUCUACAAGAAGUAUAUAUCUGAGGUUAUACAUGUAUAUAAAUAUUCAUUUAUAUAAAUCUGAAUUUUAAAAGUUUUGGUGAAAUGAAUUUACCAGAUACUCCUUUGUUAAGUAUUACAUUUAAAGCCAUUUCUCGUGUCAUUUCAUUCAAAAUACAAUAUAUCUUUUAAUUCAAAUUAUAAAAAAUUUUUUUCUCAAAAUGAUUUGUUAUUUUAUUUGUUAUUUCAGCUUUAGAACUAUAACUGAAUGAUACUCAAAUUGUAUAUAGUACAUAAGGACAUGCAAGAAUGGAGAUUGUGUAAUUAUAUAAUAAAACUGUAGUAUAAAACAACUCUGAUAAAAAUAUAUUAUUAAAAUAUUUACUGAAAA
Molecule: messenger RNA, 887 nt
Organism: Monomorium pharaonis (pharaoh ant)
Lineage: Eukaryota; Metazoa; Arthropoda; Insecta; Hymenoptera; Formicidae
Exons: 2
Coding region: 303-575 (90 amino acids)
Source: RefSeq, a predicted model, not a curated record